Messenger RNA from Cladocopium goreaui, 1933 nucleotides. The record is from the annotation of a GenBank genome assembly. NCBI's taxonomy places the organism in Eukaryota, Dinophyceae, Suessiales, Symbiodiniaceae.
CCUGCCUAGCCUAGUGGCUAGUGUCAAGACUCGACCUGAGUGUUCGGUCAAGAGUUUGUGCCAUGGAGUCGGAUGCAGAAAUCACCAGGAUAACGGAUGUUAUUGAAGAGACCUUGAAGAAGUACGACGGCCGGGUCAUUGAUCGCUUGGAUGCUUGGCUUUUCAAAUUGGAAGCUAAGCUCGGGUGCUGGCCCAUGGAUAUUGCUCCGGCGCGAGCCUCGGCAUCUACCGACCUGCGUGAGGACACUGAUCCUUCAGUCUUAUCAGAGGUCCUUCAGAAAGACAUCACACAAGACAGGCAGAUUUCCGCCAGCAGCCGAGGGAGGAUUGAAAUGGCCGAGAGCCAUCCCAUCGAAAGGUCGAUGACACCGGACAGCUAUGACAUGGCAACCCAGGUAGGGCAGAGCAUUGCAGCAGCGUUUUUGAAGUUGGGCUCCCACAGCCAGGAAAUGGCAAUAAGAAGUGGCGUGAACAAUGCCAUCAAAGGCUUCCAGGGAAGGAUGGCUCAGCUGGCGCAGUCGCAAGCAAUGGGCGUAUUUUGGGCGGUGAUCAUCUUGACCAACUCAGUUUACCUGGGUGUUCAGCUGGAAUGGACGGCCACGCACAGAGAUGACAAAUCGAUCACUCACAUUUUCGCAGCUGUCCAUGUCGUAUACGCUACCCUGUUUACGCUGGAAGCAUUCAUGCAGCUCGUGUCAGGGGGAUGCAGAGCAUACAUUUGGGGACCAUCAUGGGCCUGGAAUUGGCUGGAUAUCUUUGUUGUAAGUUCAUCCUGGGUUGAGUUAGUGGUGGACCUCAUAUCGACUGGGGAAUCAACCAGCCGCUCGAACAGCAGCUUCCGUCUGAUGAGGUUGCUGCGGCUAGGCCGAGUCGUACGGGUAGUUCGCAUUGUACGAGUGGUUCGCUUGUUCCGAGCGCUUCGCACUUUGGUGUACUCGCUUCUUGGAACUUUGAAGUCUCUCUUCUGGUCCUUCCUUUUGUUGACGUUGAUCAUGUACAUAUUUGGUAUUCUUUUCACAGAUGUAGUCUUGAACUACCUCAUGGAGCACGAGGGCGACUAUGAUGAACUGCAACUCUACUUCGGCAGUCUCUACUCUUCCGUCGUGACUCUUUUCCGGUCAAUUGCCAACGGCCUCACGUGGGCUCAAGCAGCGGACUCUUUGGAGGUAACAGGAAUCUUUUGGGUUCAAGUCUUUCACCUCUAUGUGGCUUUCUGCAGCUUCGCACUGUUGAAUGUGAUGACAGGAGUUUUUUGCAACUCAGCGAUCAAAGCGGCAGAAAGAGAUCAUGACACCGUGGUGCAGAACAUAGUCCAAACCAGGAAGGAUUUCCAGAAACUGGCGAGGCAGCUAUUUGAAAGGAUUGACACCCAUCGCAUGGGACACCUCACCAUCACUGAGUUUGAAAAACAUUUUGACGAUCAAGCAGUCAGAGCCUUCUUUGAUUUCUUGCAAAUCGGGGCCAUAGAUGCAUGGACCUUGUUUGUGGGUUUAGACAUGGACGGCGACCAUACAGUCACGGAGGAGGAGUUUACCGAACGAUGCAUGCAGCUGCAUGGUCCUGCCCGAUCUGCGGACCUUUUUGCUCUGAAACUGGGUACGGCCAAACUCGCCCGGCAGCUGCAGCAAAUCCGGGAGACUCAGCAAAGCAUGCAGGUGUUUCAAAUGCAACAGUUCCCAGCUACGGCGAAUCGCAGUAGUCGUUUCACUGUAUAGCCUGCACUCUGCACAGCAGCCUGCUUUGGUUUGUAUAGUUCGUUUAGUGUUUCAAUCUGCAGGUGCGGUUGGUUGGCAUCUGGCAUAUGCGAAGAACGCAAUAGGCCUGUUUGCUCAAGGCAAAUCUCGCCUGACCUGACGCGCGUACAGGCAUACAACAUCCUGCGACGGGCCAUCUUCAAGCAACUAGCCAGUCUUCAAGUUCUGACUUGUUGUGC